AUGGCUGAAAAAUUGAGUGAAUUUAUGGGGAAUACCAGUGACAACUUGUACCAUAUUUUAGGAAUACAAGCUGACAAUGAUGAUUAUGCUUCUAUCUCUGUUAAAGAUUUGAAAAAAGCCUACUACAAACAAGCCCUCAUAUAUCAUCCGGAUAAAUUCAAUAAAAAUGAAGGAAACACCAAAAUUGAGGAUAGUGAUAAAGUGAAGAAAUUUGAUUUGAUUUUGAAGUCUUAUAAUAUAUUAACCCAAAACGACUUAAAAUUGAAGUAUGAUCAACAUCUAAAGCACAAAUCUGAUUUGGAAAAAGAAAAAAAAUAUAUUUUUGUGAAAAAUAAAGAGAAAAUAGAAACCUUGUUGAAUAAUGAGAAUUUAUUUAAAAAUAUCAAUGGUGAAAUUCCCAAGAAAAGAAAAAUUGAGAUUCUUAAAAGAGAAGGGUAUUUGAAAAGAGUUGAAAGGGAAACUUCUUUACUUUCCAGCCAGCAGAAGCAGAAUGACAAUGACCACUGUAUCUACAAGGGAAGCGAUCCUCAAUUAAAAACAGUAAUUAUCACACUUGAAUCCUCUGUUGCAAACAAAUUAUCUCACAAUAGCAAAGAGAAUGUGAGUGAAAUCCUUCAUUCUGUGCUCUCGAACUACGGCCUGAUCGAUUCACUCGACCGAACAUCGGACUCUCUUUACGAAUAUCGAGUGGUGUUCCACCAUAUCAGCGAGGUCCACCAGUUUGUGCUCCAAUACAGGUCUAACAUAAUUCUCUCCAGGCUCGUCAAGUCCUGCUCCCACCACCUCUCCAACAGCACUCCCUCCAAGCCCAACCUCUCCUUCUACGACUACUCCCAGUUGACCCUCCUCAAACUCGCUGGUCUUCACAUGCCAGCGUAG
This is a messenger RNA of Ascoidea rubescens DSM 1968, 879 nucleotides long. RefSeq lists its product as uncharacterized. The record is from RefSeq and is a predicted model, not a curated record. The transcript has a single exon. NCBI's taxonomy places the organism in Eukaryota, Fungi, Ascomycota, Saccharomycetes, Ascoideales, Ascoideaceae. Gene Ontology annotation, biological process: spliceosomal complex disassembly. Bases 1 to 879 code for a protein of 292 amino acids. Gene Ontology annotation, cellular component: spliceosomal complex.